Talaromyces rugulosus is the source of this 357-nucleotide messenger RNA. RefSeq lists its product as uncharacterized. Lineage: Eukaryota; Fungi; Ascomycota; Eurotiomycetes; Eurotiales; Trichocomaceae. The transcript is spliced from 2 exons. The record is from RefSeq and is a predicted model, not a curated record. The coding region runs from base 1 to 357 and encodes 118 amino acids.
AUGAAGUUCACUAUCCCUUUCAUCGUCGCAGUCCUUGCUGUUGGAGCUCCUGCAGCCCCAACCCCGGUAAAAGCCGUUGAGGACUACUUCAUCGGCGCUGACAAGCGUGGCAACGGUGUAGAAGACUACUUCAUCGGUGCGGACAAGCGCAACAAGGGCGUGGAAGACUACUUCAUUGGUGCCGACAAACGUGACAAGGGCGUCGAGGACUAUUUCAUUGGCGCCGACAAGCGUGACAAGGGCGUGGAGGACUAUUUCAUUGGCGCCGACAAACGUGACAAGGGCGUGGAAGACUACUUCAUCGGCGCUGAUAAGCGUGACAAGGGCGUUGAGGACUACUUUAUCGGUGCUGAAUAG